This is a messenger RNA of Oryzias latipes (Japanese medaka), 850 nucleotides long. Lineage: Eukaryota; Metazoa; Chordata; Actinopteri; Beloniformes; Adrianichthyidae. The record is from RefSeq and is a predicted model, not a curated record.
GACCCAUUCCAGAAGAAUCUCCAAGAAAAAGAGACAGAUUGUGCGACUACUCUGUCGCAUGGACGAAGAAAAAAUGGAGCAAGAGCUUCUUCUAAAUGAACAUCAGCUGGCAUUAACAGAAUCACAGAAUCAGCUGGCUAAAGAAAGAGAAGACUGGCAGAGUCAAAUCACCUCCCUGCAGCAGGAAAUGGCGGAAUUAGGAAAACCUUGUGAGGAGGUUAACGCGUCCAGGACAAGGAUCGCAGAACUACAAGGUCAGAUUGAAGACCUAAAACUGGAUCAACAGAAGAAAGAUGAUAUGCUGCAGGAAGCUGCUCAGAAAGCUGCUCAGCUUGAAGAACAGAUGAGCCACAAGAAAGAACUUUUAGAGAAAGUGGAAACCUCUUCGAGCUGCCUGACAAACGAAAGGCAACAAAGGGAGGUAGAAAAGUCCUCUUUCAUGCAAGAAAUCGCUCAGCUAAGGGAAGCUCUAAAAGAGGCUGAGGUGACCCAUAACAGAAGAAUCUUCAGGAAAAAGAGACAGAUCGUCCGACUACUCUGUCGGAUGGACGAGGAAAAAACGGAGCAAGAACUUCUUCUAAAUGAACAUCAGCUGGCAUUAAGAGAAGCACAGAAUCAGCUGGCUAAAGAGAGAGAAAACUGGCUGAGUCAAAUCACCUCCCUCCAGCAGGAAAUGGCGGAAUUAAGAAAACCUUGUGAGGAGGUUAACGCGUCCAGGACAAGGAUCGCAGAACUACAAGGUCAGAUUAAAGACCUAAAACUGGAUCAACAGAAGAAAGAUGAUAUGCUGCAGGAAGCUGCUCAGAAAGCUGCUCAGCUUGAACAACAGAUGAGCAGGGAAAGACAUUAA